GAAUUAAACCAAAAAGAUUACUAUCAAAAGAAUUAAAAAAUGAGUUAAAAAGUCGAGGAGUUGAAUAUGAAAAUCAAAAUAAACGACAAAAAUUAAUAGGAAUGUUGGAAGAAGAAUUGGGACAUGAAACAUUAGUAAAUACAGAAGGUUCACAUCUGAGGAAUCCAAGCAUGUCUAAUGAGGAACAAGAAAUAAUACCAGUGGAGUUGAAAAUGGAAGAGGGAGAAAUUGAAAGUUCAGAUUUACCAAAAUUGUCAACUAUACAAGGAUGGAUAACCCGUUUUACAGCACAAUUACGUGAGAAAAGUGCUCAAGCAACAAUUGGUGUUGAAAGUCAAAAUGAUCAAUAUUCAGAUUUUGGCACUCAUUAA
This is a messenger RNA of Entrophospora candida, 371 nucleotides long. The record is from the annotation of a GenBank genome assembly. Lineage: Eukaryota; Fungi; Glomeromycota; Glomeromycetes; Entrophosporales; Entrophosporaceae.